Tigriopus californicus is the source of this 2226-nucleotide messenger RNA. RefSeq lists its product as uncharacterized. Gene Ontology annotation, molecular function: G protein-coupled receptor activity; peptide binding. The record is from RefSeq and is a predicted model, not a curated record. Gene Ontology annotation, biological process: G protein-coupled receptor signaling pathway. The transcript has a single exon. Lineage: Eukaryota; Metazoa; Arthropoda; Copepoda; Harpacticoida; Harpacticidae. Bases 330 to 1937 code for a protein of 535 amino acids.
GCUUCCUUUCUACCGAAGGGCUCUCCCCUCGCUUGAAAUACAGGUAGAGGAUAAGGAGCCUUAUGCAGUACUUUAUACCCUCACCCAAACAUACUGGCGUUCUGCAUUUGAUUUGCACUCAUCCAGGUUUGAAUCGGAUUGGUUGGAUCAGGAGCCAUGAGCUUCUAACCGUAGUGAAUUGAAGGAAUUGAAGGCAUUGAAAUAUUCGCUUCCUCUUGGGUGGUGUUUCACCUGGUUGAGAAACAUGAUCAUCGGUGAUUCUGAGACUCUUAUUAGAUGUAAGGACAUCAUUAUUUAAUUUCGUCUGGCCUCAACACCCGCCGUUCAAAAUGAUGUUCUUUUACCGCUCGUGGGCGGCCAAAUUGAACUUGGAAGAUCCCCGAGAUCCAUACAACGAUGUCAUCUACAGUCAGUUUCUAUACCAUCGAUGGGGUUACGGCGCUCUUCUCGUCAUCACCUUGAUCCUGGGACUCCUCUUCAACUUGGCAUUUGUGUCCUCGUUCUUGGGCAACAGGCACAUCCGCAAGAUGCCCCAUUGGACGUUUCUGUGCCUGAGUGUUCGAGAUCUGCUCGUUUCAGUGAUUCUUAUCCCCAUAGUUAUUAACUGGUUCGUGGUCAACCUCGGCUUUUGGGAGGGAGGCAAGUUCCUAUGCGAAUUGGCUGGAUUCUUCGACUUUUUCCUCUUAGCAGAAUACCCCUUGAUUUUGGUGACUUUGGGCAUUACUCUUUACACCAGACAAUAUUCUCAAGAAGGAGGACUCGACCUACCCAUGGACGAAUUGGAUCCUAUGAACCAUCCGGGCAUGCGUGACCUCACUAGCCGUAGUCGCACUCCCUCUGUAGCCCAAGGUAGGACGCCUUAUCAAUCUCGAGGGCCUUCGCGAGCUCCCUCUGUCAUGGGCUCGGAGGCUGGUUACCGACCGGGACGCCAGCCCGGGCCACCCCAGGACACUCGGACACCUUUUUAUGUGGCCCCUCAUAGCGCCGGAUCAGUCACUGGGUCCAUUGAAGGGCGACUGGCUGCCGGGCGGAUGUCAGGAGGGCGGAGGAUUGUCCAACAGGGUCCGCCCUCUAUGCAGGGAUCUCGAUACGGCACACCUCGUAGCACUGCCUCAGCCCUGCCACCUCAUAUGCGGAACCAAUCUUUCCGUACUAGCUCACCCCUGCACGAGGUGGACGAAACUGGUUCGCUGGGGGAAGUCGACGAUCUAUUCGAUUCAGUGUCUCUGGAUUAUCCAGGACGAGAAUUCGAAUCACCCAAAGGCUGGGAUUUCCUCAUGGACAUGGAGGUGCAUUACCACACGUGGCACACGGCCCUGUUGUGUUUCACUUGGGUCUUGUCCAUAGGCGUGGGCAUUCCUGCAGCGCUUAUCAUUGAUCAUCUUCCAUCGCAACGCCCAGGUUGCUUGGUGCCCGUGGACCCGUUCAGUAACCCCUACGUUAGCACUAUUGACGAUCCCGGAUACAAUCUCAUGAUAUCCAUGUUCAGUUUGUUUUACUUGAUUGCAGCCCUGGGUUUGAUCGUGUUCUUGUGCUUAAUUUUGUAUCACAAAAUGGCCGACAAGCGGUUUCGCACGUUCCUCAAGAUGUACAUAGUGCUGUCGGUAAUAUUCGUGGUCUCGCGCUCCCCAGUGGAUAUCAUCCAGUUUAAAGCGCUUAUUGAAGCUGCUCGAGGAUUCAACCUCAAAGAUCAUUACGAGAUUGAGUACGAGGUGAUCCUCAUUUGGUUCACCUACCUCCCUCUGAUUCUGAAUCCGAUCGUUUACUUCUCGUACUUGAGCGACUACAGGAAAGGAACGCAAACCUUCCUACGCAAGAUUUGCGGUUGUAAGUCCAAAGAAGAGCUUUCCGACGAGCGCAUGUCGCAGUACAAAGAGGAAAUUAUCAAAACCGAAAAGGAAAACGGCUCCAGAACCCAAGUGUCCAACAUUCUAUAAGGAAUCAAUUCUCGCAAAAUUCAACCAAACAGCGGACGACGAAUCUGCCACAAGACCUUACAAUUUAGAGGUAGCAAUCAUGAAUGUAACACGAGCGUGUAUGGGUUCAUCGUUUUUAUGGUACAUUCCAGUUUAUCCCAAUAAAAAAAUCAUGGCGCCCUGAACAAGCAGCGGAUUGGAAGUAAACGGAGCGGAAAUAUAAAAUAUAUCAUCGUGGUUUCCGAUGGCUUGAAAGGCAAAAUAUAUCAAAAAUAUUGACAUAUUGUCAAUCUUGAAAACAGUUCCGUCA